CGGUCCAAGGACGGGCCCGGCCUAUCCCCAAAUGAAACUCGAAAUUCGCGACUCCCAGGACUUUCCCUCUCAAAUGCCAAAAAAUAUGGCGGUUCCGCUCACUACCUAGGGCUUUAAACCAUCGCGCCUCUCUGACUUGCACUUCUUCUUUCUCAUCUUCCACCCGAUCGGCAGCAGAAGCGGCGAAUCAAUUCUGAUAAGAAUCUUCUGGGUUUUUCGUUCAAGUUUUUUUGAUCCAUCUCGUUUGAUUCUCUAGUGAGUCAGGACAAAAAAUGGCUUCUCUUAACCUAACGAGUGGCGCGAUUGCGAAGAUUUCGCAAGGGUUGGGGGACAAACUGCAACCUGUUCUUCAAGUAGCGGAGAUCCGGUUGGUGAAUACUCAGCAGAGCUCAGCGGAGAGGUACCGGAUGCUUCUUUCCGACGGUGUCCACCAUCAGCAGGGAAUGCUUGCGACACAGAUGAAUGGGAUUGUUAAGUCUGGCCAGCUGCAGAAAGGAUCGAUCGUUCAACUAAGCGAAUUUAUCUGCAACACCAUACAAAGUCGGAGGAUUAUCAUUAUAAUCAGCCUGCAAGUUUUGGUUGAGAAGGCUGAAAUAAUUGGGGAGCCAAAAAAUUAUGAUUCUGGCAAUCCUGUUCUACAAAACCGUGUUGCUGGUCUUGGACAGCCACCUGAGGUAAACCAACCAGGUUUAUCCAUAGAAAAUGCCCAACAUCAUGGUGGUUCUCGAGCAAGUGGUCCUGAUGUUGGACAACAUGCUCUUGGGGAUGCUUCGUUUCCCAGACAAGAGUCAGCUGUGAACAAUCAAUCUCAUGUUGGCUUAUUUGCUGGUGAUUCUGUUCCUGGGAGGAACGUCAGAAAUGCAAAUUUCUUGCCCUCUAAAGCUGAAUCUGCUACUGCGGGUUUUAUGGAAUCAAACCAAAUUGGUGGUAUGCAACCAAAAAGAUUCCCAAGCUCAUCAAAUGGAGGAUUUCAACCCCCUGCUGAUAGUUACGGGCGUCCAAUUCAGUCUACAUAUCAGCAACCUGCUCCUAUCUAUACAAAUAGAGGUCCUAUUGCUAAGAACGAAGCCCCAGCUAGGAUAAUUCCCAUUGCUGCAUUGAAUCCUUAUCAAGGAAAGUGGACGAUCAAAGCUAGGGUUACGGCUAAGGCCGACAUCAGGCACUACAAUAAUGCAAGAGGUGAAGGAAAAGUAUUCUCUUUCGAUCUCCUCGACUCUGAUGGUGGAGAAAUACGAGCAACUUGUUUUAACAUGGUAGCUGACCAGUUCUAUGAUCAGAUAGAGGUAGGGCGAAUUUACUUGAUUUCCAAAGGUACCUUGAGACCAACACAAAAGAGUUUCAACCAUCUUAACAAUGAAUAUGAAAUUAUGUUGGAGUCUACAUCCACAAUCCAGCCUUGCUUAGCGGAGGAUAACAGUAUUCCAAGGCAGCAAUUCAGCUUUAAACCUAUUAGUGAAAUUGAGUCUAUGGAAAAUAAUUCAAUGACUGAUUUGGUCGGUAUAGUGACUUCGAUUAAUCCUGCAGGUACAAUAAUGAGAAAGAAUGGUACCGAAACUCACAAGAGAACUCUUCAAUUGAAGGACAUGUCUGGAAAGAGUGUUGAAAUAACUCUAUGGGGAAAUUUUUGCAACACAGAAGGGCAGAAAAUCCAAGGCAUGUGCGACUCCGGCAUAUUUCCUGUACUGGCUAUAAAAACAGGUCGAGUCAGUGAUUUUAGUGGAAAGUCAAUCGGUACAAUUUCCUCUAGCCAGCUUCUUAUAGAUCCUGAUAUUCCGGAGACGCACCAAUUAAAGGAAUGGUAUAAUAGUGAGGGAAAGAACCAUACUGCCCUUUCUAUAUCCAGGGAAGCUGCAAUAACGGUGAGAAUGGAUGUGCGUAAGACAGUUUCACAAAUUAAGGAUGAAGGUCUUGGAAGAUCUGAGAAGCCUGACUGGAUAACUGUUAAGGCCACAGUUUCAUUCAUGAAGGCUGAUAAUUUUUGCUACACGGCAUGCCCUUUGAUGGUGAGUGACAGACAAUGCAACAAGAAAGUUAAUAAUAAUGGGGAUGGGACAUGGCAUUGUGAUCGGUGUGACAAAAGUUUUUCCGAGUGCGAUUAUAGAUACCUACUCCAGUUACAGAUUCAGGACCACACUGGUAUUACCUGGGUUACUGCUUUCCAAGAAUGCGGUGAAGAAAUCCUUGGUGUAUCUGCAAAGGAACUGUACUUUCUCAAGUAUGAAGAACAAGACGAGUUGAAGUUUGCUGAGGUUGUAAGGAGGGUUCUUUUCAGUCAAUAUUUAUUCAAAUUAAAAGUAAAAGAGGAAACUUUUAGUGAUGAACAACGUGUGAAGUCUACUGCUAUCAAAGCUGAAAGGGUGAAUCCUUCAUCAGAGAGCAGGUUCAUUUUGAGCAUGAUUGAGAAACUUUCUGGGGAAGAUGCUCAUACAGUUUCAGCUAUUCAUGGAGCAUAUGCUUCUGGAGCCGGAGUGCAUAAUUCCGAAUAUUCUCAUUCUCUUGGCGGCGGCGGCGGCCGUUUUGAUCGAUAUAAAAUGGAGACUUCUAGCCAAGGCGGACAAUAUAUGAAUCAAUAUGGUGGUAUUUCAAGCCAUAGUAUGAACAGAGAAGUCCCAUCCUUUUGUAAUAACUGUGGUUUGUCUGGCCACAGUUUUCAGAACUGUCCAAGGAGCCUAAGCGAGUUAGGACAAUCUACUGGAGGUGGCUUCACGCACAGAUCAUCUAUUAGUGGAAUGGAGGGUGGAAAUUCUUCUAAUGUAUGCUUUAAAUGCAAACAACCUGGCCAUUGGGCUAGGGACUGUCCUGGAUCAAGCUCCAUAUCUUUAGGUUUUGGAGGCAGAGACAUAGCUUCAUCUGUUGGAAGUGGUCAUCCACAAGGAACAUAUGGUAAACAAUAUGUUGGUGGUUUCUAAUGUUUGAACCAUUACAUGUAAUUUCUGACAUCUAUCUCGACAAAGGGGCCAAGCUCUACCAACCAGUGCUGAAACAACUCAGUUACCAACGGAACUUCCCUGUUGCCUUUCCUUCGCCAUAUUUGAUGGAUAUUUUGUUUGAAUUGUUAUUGCCAGGUUUUCCCUCUCUACUUUGUAUCAUAUUGCAUGCUUUCUUUCUGUGAAAACUUCAAGUAUUACUCCCAUGCUUCGCUAGACUUCCUAUAGACUAAUUGGUAGACGAUACAAAUAAUAUUUUUAUGUUUUAGCUAUAA
Molecule: messenger RNA, 3202 nt
Organism: Dendrobium catenatum
Lineage: Eukaryota; Viridiplantae; Streptophyta; Magnoliopsida; Asparagales; Orchidaceae
Product: replication protein A 70 kDa DNA-binding subunit A
Exons: 3
Coding region: 273-2909 (878 amino acids)
Biological process (GO): telomere maintenance via telomerase; double-strand break repair via homologous recombination; meiotic cell cycle
Cellular component (GO): DNA replication factor A complex; nucleus
Molecular function (GO): damaged DNA binding; zinc ion binding; single-stranded telomeric DNA binding
Source: RefSeq, a predicted model, not a curated record